This is a messenger RNA of Ctenopharyngodon idella (grass carp), 2647 nucleotides long. RefSeq names its product interactor of HORMAD1 protein 1. Gene Ontology annotation, cellular component: condensed nuclear chromosome. The transcript has 7 exons. NCBI's taxonomy places the organism in Eukaryota, Metazoa, Chordata, Actinopteri, Cypriniformes, Xenocyprididae. Gene Ontology annotation, biological process: homologous chromosome pairing at meiosis; meiotic DNA double-strand break formation; DNA recombination. The record is from RefSeq and is a predicted model, not a curated record. The coding region runs from base 486 to 2111 and encodes 541 amino acids.
AUUUUUUUUUUUUUUUUUUUCCCCAGUAAGUAUUUAAAUAAUGCCACCUAGCGAUCCCAAUCAGCCUGGCUAUGAAUAAUGUGGAAAAAUAGGUGUAAAUGUUUACUGGCUGCAUGAACUGUUUGAAUUCUGUAGCCCGGGAAAACUGCCGCAGUCUGUCACAUGUCACUAUCUGUCACUCACACAGCUUGAUUAAACCGUAACGGUCAGCACCAACUACCGCCAGAAAUUAUUUAUGUUGCCUCAGAAUCAUAACUUCAUAUCAAAAAUCAUUUGCUGGUAAGUCCCAUUUCUUUAAAAUGAACUAAACAAUUGUAGUAUCCGUUAAACAGUUGUUUGCUUGCUAAUCUGUCAUGAAAACACGUAAUGAUAUGUUUGAUGUAAUUGAUGACUGCAGCCGUCGGGCUCGCGCGUGAACAGACUUUACGUUCAAUUCUACAAUAUUUUUAAAACACAUUUUUUUUUAGACAUUUUACAGCCUGGAUAUGAAGCCCAAUGUCUGGAAUAUUAAGGAGAUGUUGAACAUCCUGCAACUUCUGGGUAUAGGGAUAAAAUCUGGUAAGGGUCCGGGAACCAGUGACUACUCCAGCCUGACUGACUCUCAGUUUCUGUUGGGCUCUCAAAUGUGGCCUGACAAUUCACAAGGGUUUACUCAGGAGAUGAGUGGGCAGAGCAGAGGUUCUCAGCAUACCUCACAGGAGAUGAAGGAAAUUACGGUGUCCAGCAGUUAUAGUUCUAAGCCAUUUUUGUUUGGCGGUGAUGGAAAAAUCCUAAACUUCACUGGUGGCAAAUCUGUUGGCAUGUUGGACAGAUUUGAGGAGGAGAAGAGAAAAGCCAAAGAAAAAUUUGAAAGGGAAGUUCUAACUAAUGGAAUUCUACAAUUGCAAGAAUCUCUGGAAAAUACCAGAGAGACUUUAUUAAAUUCCAUUGAUGGAAGCAGUGACAUUACCAGAAAAGUUUUAGUGGAGAGAAUGGAUAAUUUUUCAAAAAUAAUUGAAGGUUAUUUAAACACUGUGAAAGAGGGUAUAACAUGUCAAUUUGAGACUAUGCAGAGCCAAACACAAAUAGAAAUGGAAGACAGAGAAGUUAAGAGCAGUCUGGCUGCAAAAGAGUUGAGCUCAAACAUGCUUAACCUCCAACGGGAUCUGGAACAUCUAAAAGUAGAGCAGAGCAAGGAGCAGGGCAUGCUGGGAAAAAUUCUUUCUCAGCUUACCACUUUGAUUUCUAUUCACAAGCCAAUAGCAGGACCUAGCUCUGCCAGAAUGAUUGACAGUGAAGUCCAAACAUCACCUGGUCUGUUAGAGAGGUUCUGUGUCAUUUCAAAUGAGAAACACCAAGAGAGCACGAUGAUGUGCAAUAGGCCUGCCAUUUAUUCAGGAAAAGAAAUAGAACAGAACCAGUGUCCACUUACCACACAGAAGACACAAAACAGAAAUGCACACGCUCUGCCUGUACAAAAACAGCAGACAGCAGUCACACAGGUGGUUUCCCAUGAUGCUUCACAGAGAUUAUGGUGCACACAGUUAGUUGAGACCACAUCUUCAAGCCCACUUGUGGAUACUCAAUCUACUGCAUCCAUAGAGGAGCAUGAAAAACAUUAUGUAGACAGACACCUGGUGCCUGAAAAAACAUGGAACAGAUUGAGCACUGAUGCGUUGCCACCUCUGAAAGUACCUAGGAGGCGCCAAAAAGCCCUGAAUUAUAGGGGGAAAAAGAGAGCCUUGGUUCUCCCACAAAGACAACCACUGAGAAAAAAAGGAGCAGUGAAAUUUUCAAAGGACAGCCCACAGAAUGAAGACUUUCAGUGUGAACAAAAAGACAGAGUACCUUUGUCUUCUCUUUGUGACAACUGGAAAAUGACCAACAAAUCUGUUGCAGAGAAUCACUUAAAACUACAGCAGCAAGCCACUGUAGCACCAGUCAGUAGGUGUGUAGCUGAACAACCACUAAACCCCUUCAGUUUGUGGUCUGAGGACACAGAGAGUUCCCAAAUGAUGGUGGAAUACAAGAUGGCUGAGUGGGAAAAUGUGGUGCCUGAACCUAAAGCUAGUGUCGUAGUAGGAGAAGGUGGCCUGUGGCAGCUCUUUGACUUUACUAAUGACUCAGAAUAAAAUGCAGAAUACCUCCAUACUGUAUGCUGAUUACACUUAGAUUCUAUGUUGAGUUUUUUUAGUAAGAACUCGAAAUUGCCUGUGAACAUGCAAACCUUGUUAUCUAACCACUUUUCUUGCUAUAGACAUUAUCUGUUCCUUUUCUGUUGCUGUUCCUUGUUGAUUCUUUUUUGAACAUUGGUACAUAUGGAUGGUAUAAAAACUGUAAGACAGUUUGGCAGACUUAACUGCCUCUAAAAGCAUUGUUCUAGUUUACUUGUACCAUAUGACUCUAAAGCAAUAACAUUCAAGCACAUUCUGUAAUUCAGACAUGUCAUGUUCUUUUUCACAAACCAUAUUCCAGAAGUUUGUGAAUAAUUUGUUUUGGCCUUGCAAAUAUUUUAGACAACCUCAGUGUAACAUCAAAAGGUACAUAAUCAUUUACAAAUAUAUAUUCAAUUUUGUUUGCAUUUGGAACAUGACACAGAUUUAGCCUUGUAAGUUGGACAGAUAAUUAUAUGUUUAAUAAAUUGCAUCGUCUGCUUAAAGAUACAGUA